CUCCAUACUUCUUUGAAAUAACUGAAGAAGAAACUGGAGUUGUGGAGAUUGGUAAGGCAUUGGCUAUAGACCCAGAUCAGCCGCUAGUUGAAAGUGGAGUGAGGUACUCACUGGACCCGACCAGUUACCCAAUGAAUACGUUCACUAUUGAUGCAACCAAUGGAUCAAUAUUUGCUGUGAAACCUCUGGACAGGGAAACCAUUGACUCCAUUGAAUUAAGAAUAAUGGCAAGGGACCUAGACCUACAGGAUCAAAGGGUCGAAACAGCUAUUGCUUAUAUAACUGUACUGGACAUCAACGACAAUAGACCAAGGUUUGAAUCAAACAGUUAUAAUGUCUCAGUAUCUGAAGACACACCCACUGGUAUUGUGAUAAGUCGAGUUAGAGCUAAUGACAGUGACGCUGGUGAGUUCAGUAGAAUCACUUACUCCAUUGACUCUGGAGCAGAAGGGAAAUUCACCAUUGACCCUAAUUUUGGAAGAGUGAUAGUUGCUAGUGGUCUUGACUAUGAAGAGGAAAAGUUUUACAAUUUAACAGUUCGAGCAACUGAUGGAGGGGGCCUGUCUUCAACAGCAUAUCUUGAAGUUCACAUAACUGACAUUAAUGACUGCACUCCACAGUUUGAUCGGAAUAUUUAUUCAAUUAACGAUAUUUUAGAAA
Messenger RNA from Amphimedon queenslandica, 660 nucleotides. RefSeq names its product protocadherin gamma-A2-like. The record is from RefSeq and is a predicted model, not a curated record. Lineage: Eukaryota; Metazoa; Porifera; Demospongiae; Haplosclerida; Niphatidae. Gene Ontology annotation, biological process: multicellular organism development; homophilic cell-cell adhesion; cell migration. The transcript is spliced from 5 exons. The annotation marks the transcript as partial. Gene Ontology annotation, molecular function: cadherin binding; beta-catenin binding; calcium ion binding. Gene Ontology annotation, cellular component: plasma membrane; catenin complex; adherens junction.